AGUUUUGAAUUUUUUUAUUAUGCCCUGCGAAAAACCAAUGAACUCAGUCGGAACUUCGAUAGCAUGCGGUACUGACAAAUUACAAGAUUAAAGAAAAGUGCAUGGCCAGGUGCCACAUAUUACAAUUUUCCAUCAUUCAUGACCAAUAUUUGAAGUUUGCCAACAUGUCUAAGCCACUGACGAAUACCUGCUGCUUCUGCCAAUCGCUACGAAAUGGUUCCAUUAUAUCAGGUCUUUUGGCAAUCACUUUGUCCAUCAUAACGAUCGUUAUUAGUUUCACUUUACGCAUCGAUUUCAAUACCAUCGAUUUUGAUUGGCUGCCAAAGGAUACUGUUAAGAUUAUAUUAAUCAUCAAUCUAUGUAUGACAAUACUGAUAUCACUGCUCAUGAUUGUUGGCGUUGUGAUGCGUAAUCACUAUUUGAUGAUGCCAUGGGUCGUUUUGGGCAUUAUGAUAGCGAUUGGUCUACUAAUAUCGGUGAUAUAUACCGCCGUGAAGUUCUUCAUUGACGAUUACGUGCUAACUGGUAUACUGUGGCUAGUUUUCGGACUCCUCACAACAGCAAUUCUCUCCUACUGCUGGUGCGUUGUUUACAGUCAAUACGUGGUUUUGUUGCAGGAGAACGAAAGGGGGCGUUACAACAAACAAUUGUAUCGCCGUUAAGCGAACUACGAAUGCGAUUUAACGAAAUUAUAUUUUAAAUUUCUUUAACAAAGUGAAGCAGUGCAAAUUAAAUAUUCAUGCAAUGGAUGUAUGUGUGUACUUUACUUGAUAGCAUUUCUAAAAGUAGCUUAGUUUUAAGCAAAAGCACAAUAAUGUGCAUAGCUCUUCAAGUGGCAGCAACAAUAUACUCUUCGUCAUUUAUUUAUGAAACUAAUAAUAAUUUAUUUGUAAUUUUAAAUUUAAUUUUUUUCAAAAAUAAUAAAAGUUUUAUUACACUUCAUGCCAUUUAUCCACUAUCUAGCUACUCACUUUACCUGCCUGCUCCGAGCAUAUUGCACUUCAUUCUCUUUGCUCUUCAUAUGAAUUUACUGGAACUAGUGCAAAUUUUUUUUAAUUUACUCAAUUUUCAAUUUAAACAAAUAAUAUGUAUUCGUAAUGUAAAUUUAUAUAUGUAUGCCUUAAUGCGAAAUAUACCUUAAUCAACAUAAUGUUGACUGUUGUGUGAUUGUUGUAUCGAAUAAAAUUAACAAUUUUUUUGUAACCAAAUAUGUGUUUCAAGUUGUA
Molecule: messenger RNA, 1226 nt
Organism: Zeugodacus cucurbitae (melon fly)
Lineage: Eukaryota; Metazoa; Arthropoda; Insecta; Diptera; Tephritidae
Exons: 4
Coding region: 102-662 (186 amino acids)
Source: RefSeq, a predicted model, not a curated record